This is a messenger RNA of Fibroporia radiculosa, 1056 nucleotides long. RefSeq lists its product as uncharacterized. The record is from RefSeq and is a predicted model, not a curated record. Gene Ontology annotation, molecular function: pantoate-beta-alanine ligase activity. Lineage: Eukaryota; Fungi; Basidiomycota; Agaricomycetes; Polyporales; Fibroporiaceae. The transcript is spliced from 4 exons. The coding region runs from base 1 to 1056 and encodes 351 amino acids. Gene Ontology annotation, biological process: pantothenate biosynthetic process.
AUGUCAACUUUUACGGAAUUGCCUCCGUCUUCUGUUCCAGUCUUCACUACCUUAGCUUCGUAUAGGGAAUGGAGACAAAAUGUGUUUGAUCAGAAGAAGUCCGUAGGAUUUGUCGCUACGAUGGGUGCUCUGCACGAGGGACACCUCUCCCUGGUAAGGAAAUCAUUAGCAGCGAACGAUCUCACGGUCCUGUCUAUAUUCGUGAAUCCGGCGCAAUUUGCGCCGCACGAAGAUCUUACGACAUACCCUCGCACUCUACCACGCGACCUUGAACUUCUGUCCUCCAUAUCUCUUUCUGUCCUGGUGCCCGGAACCGUUGAGGAGAUCGUCCGCACUCCUUCUGCUGUAUUUCUUCCUUCGGUUCCAGAGAUGUACCCGUCAGGGAUUUCGCAGGACGUCUCGGAACAGAAGGGGACGUUCGUCGAAGUGAGGGGCUAUGGCCAUCAAAUGGAAGGCAAGAGUCGACCGAAUUUUUUCCGUGGAGUGGCCACGGUCGUGACUAAACUGUUCAAUGCUGUCGAGCCGACACGGACGUAUUUCGGGCAAAAAGACAUUCAACAAGCACUGCUUCUGCGUCGGAUGACACGGGAUACCCUCCUUUCGCAUCCGUCUCCAGAGAAUCUUCACAUUGUACCCACCGCUCGAGACCCUGUCACGUCACUGGCGCUUUCCUCCCGCAAUACCUACCUGACGCCUCGCGAACGCGAACUUGCAGCGCCUGCCCUGUAUGCAGCGCUCAUGGUGGCUCAAAGCGCAUGGAGUUCCGGAGACAACAUCGACACAUGUAUUCAACGAGCCAGACAAGUCAUCUCCGAGACUGAGACGCGAUUGAAUUCCGGUCAACACGAGAAGAUUGACAUGAAACUAGACUAUAUCGAAAUGAAUGAUCCUGAAACAUUCAAUUUACUUUCGGGAGUUACUACCAAGGCUCAAUGGGAAGCUGAAAAAGAUGAAGGCAGGGCUGUCGUAUUAAGUGGGGCAAUGUGGGUGGGGAAGACGAGGUUGAUUGACAAUGUAAUAUUAGGCGAUCCGCGGCGGUUGGGCAUUGUGGACUGA